CCCACCAUAUGGAGAAUGACCCUCUCUAGUCUCAACCAUGUUAGAUGAGAUUUAGUGCGUGGUGUGUGUGAGAGAGGAAGUGGAAGAAGAGAAAGGGAGAAAACGUUACUGUGGGGUCUUAAAUUGAGGUUGCAGUGGCGAUGGCGGCGUUUGCAGGGCUGUGAAUUUAAUGCACACACACAGACAAACUAUUCAAUUUCAUUUCUUCAUCUCAUCGAUAUCAUCCCACUUUCAAUUCUCAUUCCUCAACUUCAACAAAUACUCCACUUACUAGUGCAAGUAGUAUAAUAUUCUAUAUAUAUAGAGAGAGAGUGAGAGAGAAAGAGAUUGUUUUAGAUCAACAACAAUUGCUUUCGAUUCUCAAUCUACAAAACUCGUAAAUUUUGAUAGUGAAAUGAGGUGGUGCUAGGUCACACACAAAAUUAGGGCGGAAUUGGGGGUGAAAACGAGGAGAUCUAGCUACGCUUCAACAAGGGCAAGGGUUUCCGAAUUAUGUGAGCUGCAAAUCAACCAAAACGGCGACGUUUUGUGUAGAAUUAGGGUUUUUUGGGUUGCGAUGAGCGGAAGAGACAUGAUCAACUGUCAAGACUGUGGGAAUCAAGCCAAGAAAGACUGCGAGCACAUGAGGUGUCGCACCUGCUGCAAGAGCCGCGGCUUCCCUUGCCAGACCCACGUCAAGAGCACCUGGGUCCCCGCCGCCCGCCGCCGCGAGAGGCUCCUCUCUCGCGGCGACAACCUCAAGCGCCUCCGGGAGAAUCCAUCCGCCGCCGAAGGGUUUGAGGUGGCGGGGCAGUUUCCACCGGAAGUGAACUCUCCGGCAGUUUUCCGGUGCGUGAGGGUUUGCGCGGUGGACGACGUGGAGGAGACGUUGGCCUAUCAGACGGCGGUGAACAUCGGCGGCCAUGUUUUUAAAGGAAUUCUCUAUGAUCAAGGCCCCGAAGGCCGUUACCACAGCGGUGGAGGAGAAAGCUCCUCGGGGGGUGGAGGGCCGCAGCAGCAGCAUCAUAUGAUCGCUGCUGCGGCCCCACCCCCGACGAGCAACUUGAAUGCCCCGAUGCUCGACCCAUCGAUGUAUUCGAGUGGCUACAUGUCGGGUACGCAAUAUUUCUUGCCACCAAGGCCUUGAGAGAUUUGAGAUGAUUAAUUGACUAUUCUCAUUGAUGAACAUUAAUUUGUGAUUGUUGUAACGUUUAUAAUUCAAUGUCUUCCUAUUUUGACACAAUUUAGGGAAUGAGUUAGGUUAAGAAGAAGAAGAAGGUGUGUUGUUUUGUUAUUAAAGUAUGUCCGAAUUUCUAUUACGAUUCUCUCCAUCUGUUAUACUCCUAUUUAUUUAUUUAUUUA
Salvia splendens (bonfire salvia) is the source of this 1341-nucleotide messenger RNA. Its product is annotated as protein EXPRESSION OF TERPENOIDS 1-like. NCBI's taxonomy places the organism in Eukaryota, Viridiplantae, Streptophyta, Magnoliopsida, Lamiales, Lamiaceae. Gene Ontology annotation, biological process: positive regulation of DNA-templated transcription. The coding region runs from base 557 to 1126 and encodes 189 amino acids. The record is from RefSeq and is a predicted model, not a curated record. Gene Ontology annotation, molecular function: DNA-binding transcription factor activity; DNA binding. The transcript has 2 exons. Gene Ontology annotation, cellular component: nucleus.